Manihot esculenta (cassava) is the source of this 944-nucleotide messenger RNA. RefSeq names its product pectinesterase inhibitor 10. Bases 198 to 722 code for a protein of 174 amino acids. Lineage: Eukaryota; Viridiplantae; Streptophyta; Magnoliopsida; Malpighiales; Euphorbiaceae. The transcript has a single exon. The record is from RefSeq and is a predicted model, not a curated record.
CCUUUUAAAUAUGCAUGAUCCUUCCCUUCCCUUUCUUCUUAAGCCUUUUCACGAGACGGACGAGUUGACUCGCCCUGUUUUCUCUCCCUUAUUUCUUCUUCUUUUCAGAAACCGUCUCUAUUUCAACUCUUCUCAGAUCUGCAACUGAUCAAACAUUUAUCUUUCUUCUCAAAUUCUUUUCAACUGCAUUUUCUUCCAUGGCUGCCAAAUUCCUCGCCUACGCUCUUUUAGCAUUGCUUUCUUUAGGAGUUGCGCUCUCUGCAAGUCCUUCUGAAGAAGAAUCGUCGCCGAGUCCGUCUCCUGAACUACCUCCUGCCGGUUCGCCGCUACUCUCCGCUCCUUCUUCUGCUCCUUCACCUGACACUGGAUCUCCGUUGUUUGCUCCGAUGGAUUCACCAAUGUUUUCGCCACCAGCGCCUCCACCUUCAGAUCUGCUAAGUCCUGGUUCUUCUCCCUCUCCAGCUCACUCCCCUCUGAACUCUGGAGCUCCUGCGCCGGCUCCCAUGGAACCGAGUGAUAUUAAUCAUAUCGACAAUGUAGAAGCAGUUGGUGAAGAGUCUAAGGGAGAUUCUGGAAUGAGCGACGGAAAGAAGGCGGGGAUUGCUAUUGGAGUAUUUUUGGUCGGAGGUGUGUUUACAGUGGGUGGAUUUGUUUACAAAAAGAGGCAGGAAAAUAUCAGAAGAUCUCACUAUGGUUACUCGGCCAGGGGAGAGCUUCUGUGAAGAGAAUGAUAGAGGUCAUAAAAUUUAAGAUUAGCUGUUAUUAUUAUCAUCGCUGCUAGAUUUCAUUAUUAGUUUCGAUGGUAUACAAUUGAAUUGAGUUGAGAGGAUCGUCCAUUUCUUUUAUUCAUUGUUUCAUUGCUUGCAUAGGACGAUCUUCUCAUUUAUGCAUAAUAGUGGAUUUUAUAUUAGUCAAUAAUAAUUCAAGAUUAGUAAGUAGUUAAA